AUGCGCAGCAAGACCCACGACCGCGAUAAACCCUACUACUGCGAUAUUGACUCGGGUGUGCCCCGUCACUUCAGAAUUUCAUUGCAUUGUCGUUUGCAACGCACGCACGCCCCUCCCGUGCGCAGCAAGAGCCACGACCGCGAUAAACCCUACUACUGUGAUAUUGACUCGGGUGAGUGCCUCGUCGCUUCGGAAUUCCAUUACAUCGUCGGUUACAACGCACGCACGCCCCUCUCGUUCGUAGCAAAUCACGACCGCGACAAGCCCUAUUACUGCAAUAUUGACUCGGGUGAGUGCCUCGUCGCUUCAGAAUUCCAAUGCGUCCUCGUUUGCAACGCAUGUACGCUCUUCCCGUGCGCAGCAAGAGCCACGACCGCGAUAAACCCUACUACUGUGAUAUUUGACUCGGGUGAGUGCCUCGUCGCUUCAGAAUUCCAAUGCGUCCUCGUUUGCAACAUACGCACGCCCCUCCCGUGCGCAGCAAGAGCCACGACCGCGAUAAGCCCUACUACUGUGAUAUUGACUCUGGUGAGUGCCUCGUCGCUUCAGAAUUACAAUGCUUCGUCGUUUGCAACGCACGCACUCUCCUCACGUGCGCAGCAAGAGCCACGACCGCGAUAA
This is a messenger RNA of Parnassius apollo (apollo), 621 nucleotides long. The record is from the annotation of a GenBank genome assembly. NCBI's taxonomy places the organism in Eukaryota, Metazoa, Arthropoda, Insecta, Lepidoptera, Papilionidae.